Budorcas taxicolor (takin) is the source of this 4505-nucleotide messenger RNA. RefSeq names its product death associated protein kinase 1 (gene DAPK1). The record is from RefSeq and is a predicted model, not a curated record. Gene Ontology annotation, molecular function: protein serine/threonine kinase activity; ATP binding; protein binding. Bases 183 to 4505 code for a protein of 1440 amino acids. Gene Ontology annotation, biological process: protein phosphorylation; positive regulation of apoptotic process; intracellular signal transduction. Lineage: Eukaryota; Metazoa; Chordata; Mammalia; Artiodactyla; Bovidae. The transcript is spliced from 27 exons. Gene Ontology annotation, cellular component: nucleus; cytoplasm.
AUCUCGGGCGCUGGCGCCUACCGUCGGCCUCCGACAGCGCCCGGGAAGGACCCGGGCAGCUCCCGGGCGCCCGGGACUGCUGAGUGAUGCAUGAGGGGCCCACGGAGGCGCAGGAGUGGUGGUGAUGGUUUGGGAAGCGGAGCUGAAGUGCGCUGGGCUUUGGUGACGCGUGACAGUUUAUCAUGACCGUGUUCAGGCAGGAAAACGUGGAUGAUUACUACGACACCGGCGAGGAACUUGGCAGUGGGCAGUUUGCCGUCGUGAAGAAAUGCCGUGAGAAAAGCACCGGUCUACAGUAUGCCGCCAAAUUCAUCAAGAAAAGGAGGACCAAAUCCAGCCGGCGGGGCGUGAGCCGCGAGGACAUCGAGCGGGAAGUCAGCAUCCUAAAGGAGAUCCAGCACCCCAACGUCAUCACCCUGCACGAGGUUUACGAGAACAAGACGGACGUCAUCCUGAUCCUGGAACUCGUUGCAGGUGGUGAGCUGUUUGACUUCUUAGCUGAAAAGGAAUCUUUGACUGAAGAGGAAGCAACUGAAUUUCUCAAACAAAUUCUUAAUGGUGUUUACUAUCUGCACUCCCUUCAGAUUGCCCACUUUGAUCUUAAGCCUGAAAACAUAAUGCUUUUGGAUAGAAAUGUUCCCAAGCCUCGGAUCAAGAUCAUUGACUUUGGGUUGGCCCAUAAAAUUGACUUUGGAAAUGAAUUCAAAAAUAUAUUUGGGACACCAGAAUUCGUUGCUCCUGAGAUAGUCAACUAUGAACCUCUUGGUCUUGAGGCAGAUAUGUGGAGUAUUGGGGUAAUAACCUAUAUUCUCCUCAGUGGGGCCUCCCCGUUUCUCGGAGACACUAAGCAAGAAACAUUAGCGAACGUAUCUGCUGUCAACUAUGAAUUUGAGGAAGAGUACUUCAGUAAUACGAGUGCCCUAGCCAAAGAUUUCAUAAGAAGACUCCUCGUCAAGGAUCCAAAGAAGAGAAUGACAAUUCAAGAUAGUUUGCAGCAUCCCUGGAUCAAGCCUAAAGAUACCCAACAAGCACUUAGUAGAAAAGCAUCGGCAGUAAACAUGGAGAAAUUCAAGAAGUUUGCAGCCCGGAAAAAAUGGAAACAAUCUGUUCGCUUGAUAUCACUGUGCCAAAGAUUAUCCAGGUCAUUCUUGUCCAGAAGUAACAUGAGUGUUGCCAGAAGCGAUGAUACUCUGGAUGAGGAAGACUCCUUUGUGAUGAAAGCUAUCAUCCAUGCCAUCAACGAUGACAAUGUCCCAGGCCUGCAGCACCUCCUGGGCUCCUUGUCCAACUACGACGUUAACCAGCCCAACAAGCAUGGGACUCCUCCGUUACUUAUUGCUGCUGGCUGUGGGAAUAUUCAAAUACUACAGUUGCUCAUUAAGAGAGGCUCAAGAAUUGACAUCCAGGAUAAGGGUGGAUCCAAUGCCAUCUACUGGGCCUCUCGGCAUGGCCAUGUAGAUACCUUGAAAUUUCUCAAUGAGAACAAAUGCCCUCUGGACGUUAAAGACAAGUCUGGAGAGACAGCCCUUCAUGUGGCAGCUCGCUACGGCCAUGCUGAUGUGGUUCAGUUACUGUGCAGCUUCGGCUCGAAUCCCAACUUCCAGGACAAGGAAGAAGAAACCCCCCUGCACUGUGCUGCCUGGCACGGCUAUUACUCUGUGGCCAAAGCCCUGUGUGAAGCCGGCUGCAAUGUGAACAUUAAGAACAGAGAAGGCGAGACCCCCCUCCUGACAGCCUCCGCCAGGGGCUACCAAGACAUCGUGGAGUGUCUGGCUGAGCACGGAGCCGACCUUAAUGCAUCCGACAAGGAUGGACACAUUGCUCUACAUCUUGCCGUGAGACGAUGUCAGAUGGAGGUCAUCCAGACUCUCAUCAGCCAAGGCUGUUCAGUCGAUUUCCAAGACAGGCAUGGCAACACCCCCCUCCAUGUGGCCUGCAAAGAUGGCAACGUGCCGAUUGUGGUGGCCCUCUGUGAAGCCAACUGCAAUUUGGAUCUCUCCAACAAGUAUGGACGGACGCCUCUGCACCUUGCCGCCAACAACGGGAUUCUGGACGUGGUCCGCUACCUGUGUCUGACGGGCGCCAAUGUGGAGGCGCUGACCUCGGAUGGAAAGACAGCAGAAGAUCUUGCGAAAUCAGAACAGCAUGAACACGUAGCAGGCCUCCUCACAAGACUCCGAAAGGACACACACCGAGGACUCUUCAUCCAGCAACUGCGACCCACACAGAACCUGCAGCCAAGAAUCAAGCUGAAGCUGUUCGGCCACUCAGGGUCUGGGAAGACCACUCUGGUGGAAUCUCUCAAGUGUGGGCUGCUGAGGAGCUUUUUCCGAAGACGCCGGCCCCGACUCUCCUCCACCAACUCUACCCGGUUCCCACCCUCGCCCCUGGCCUCCAAGCCGGCAGUGUCCGUGAGCAUCAACAACCUGUACCCGGGCUGUGAGAACGUGAGCGUCAGGAGCCGCAGCAUGAUGUUCGAGCCGGGCCUCACCAAGGGGGUGCUGGAGGUGUUUGGGGCCCCGUCCCACCACCCGCACUGCGCCACCGAUGACCAGUCCACGAAGGCAAUCGACAUCCAGAAUGCCUAUUUGAACGGCAUUGGUGACUUCAGUGUGUGGGAGUUCUCUGGAAAUCCUGUCUACUUCUGCUGUUAUGACUAUUUUGCUGCAAACGAUCCCACGUCCAUCCAUGUCAUCGUUUUUAGUUUAGAAGAGCCCUAUGAGAUUCAGCUGAACCAAGUGAUUUUCUGGCUUAGUUUCCUGAAGUCUCUUGUCCCAGUGGAAGAACCGAUAGCCUUUGGCGGCAAGCUGAAGAACCCACUCCGAGUUGUCCUGGUGGCCACCCAUGCUGACAUCGUGAACCUUCCUCGUUCAGCUGGAGGCGAGUUUGGAUAUGACAAAGACACUUCGUUGCUGAAAGAGAUCAGGAACAGGUUUGGGAACGAUCUUCACAUUUCAAAUAAGCUCUUUGUUCUGGAUGCCGGGGCUUCUGGGUCUAAGGACAUGAAGGUACUUCGAAAUCACCUGCAAGAAAUACGGAGCCAGAUUGUUUUGGUCUGCCCUCCAAUGACUCACCUAUGUGAAAAGAUCAUCUCCACUUUGCCCUCCUGGAGGAAGCUCAAUGGCCCCAACCAGCUGAUGUCACUGCAGCAGUUCGUGUAUGACGUACAGGACCAGUUGAACCCCCUGGCCAGUGAGGCAGACCUCCGGCACAUCGCCCAGCAGCUCCACAGUGCUGGUGAGAUCAACAUCAUGCAGAGCGAAACCGUCCAGGACGUGCUGCUCCUGGAUCCCCGCUGGCUGUGCACCAACGUUCUAGGAAAGCUGCUCUCUGUGGAGACCCCACGGGCCCUGCACCAUUACCGCGGCCGCUACACCAUGGAGGACGUCCAGCGCCUGGUGCCCGACAGCGACGUGGAGGAGCUGCUGCAGAUCCUGGAUGCCAUGGACAUCUGUGCGCGGGACCUGAGCAGCGGGACCAUGGUGGACAUCCCCGCCCUGAUCAAGACUGACAACCUGCACCGCUCCUGGACGGACGAGGAGGACGAGGUGCGGGUCUACGGCGGCGUGCGCGUCGUCCCGGUGGAGCACCUCACGCCCUUCCCCUGCGGCAUCUUCCACAAGGUGCAGGUGAACCUGUGCCGGUGGAUCCACCAGCAGAGCGCCGAGGGAGACGCGGACAUUCGCCUGUGGGUGAACGGCUGCAAGAUCGCCAACCGCGGGGCCGAGCUGCUGGUGCUGCUGGUCAACCACGGCCAGGGCAUAGAGGUCCAGGUGCGUGGACUGGAGACGGAGAAGAUCAAGUGCUGCUUCCUGCUGGACUCGGUGUGCAGCACCAUCGAGAACGUCAUGACCACCACGCUGCCCGGGCUGCUGACGGUGAAGCACUACCUGAGCCCCCAGCAGCUACGAGAGCACCACGAGCCCGUCAUGAUCUACCAGCCCCGGGACUUCUUCCGGGCGCAGACUCUCAAGGAGACCUCACUGACCAACACCAUGGGCGGGUACAAGGAGAGCUUCAGCAGUAUCAUGUGCUUCGGCUGUCACGACGUCUACUCGCAGGCCAGCCUGGGCAUGGACAUCCACGCGUCAGAUCUGAACCUCCUGACCCGGAGGAAGCUCAGUCGCCUGCUGGACCCGCCCGACCCCAUGGGGAAGGACUGGUGCCUCCUUGCCAUGAACUUGGGCCUCCCCGACCUUGUGGCCAAGUACAACACCAAUAACGGGUCUCCCAAGGAGUUCCUCCCGAGCCCAGUCCACGCCCUGCUCCGAGAAUGGACUUCCUACCCCGAGAGCACUGUUGGCAUCCUCAUGUCCAAACUGCGGGAGCUGGGGCGUCGGGACGCAGCGGACUUCCUGCUGAAGGCGUCCUCUGUGUUCAAAAUCAACCUCGACGGCAACGGCCAGGAGGCCUACGCCUCAAGCUGCAACAGUGGCACAUCUUACAAUUCCAUUAGCUCGGUCGUGUCCCGGAAAAACUCCCAUGUAAGGAAUCCCACUGUAUGA